UAGACACACGUUGCUCUUACUGGUUUAGAUGCUGGGCGUACUAGUUGGGGGCUGUUUGUUAACAAAAGUAGAGUUUCAAAUUUAGCAGAGGACAAUAUACCAACCAGGGUUUGUGUAUUGGCUUUUCGGGAAAACGCUGUAGCGCUUAGUGUUAGGUCAGCUGCUGUUAGAGACUCCUGUAUAAGCUUGCGCUCAUAUUUGUUAGGGUAAGAAAUCUAAUUCUACGCCUUGGUUUGUGUGUGUGUGCGUGUAUUGUGGGAUGUGUGUUAAAGUGUGCUUCCUGGUCCUGGCCCUGGCUGUGCUGCAACAGGGGUGCAGCGCUGGGCUAGCCAGCCGUGGUUGUAAGAGCCCUGACAGGGUGAAAGUUGCGGAGGAGGCCCUGACGCAGAUAAACCUGGAUAGGAAAGACGGAUACAUCUUCAGCCUCAACAGACUGUACGACCUUUCAUACACUGCCGACCAGGAAAUAGGAGGGUUGCUUUACAAUAUGACCAUUGAUGUCUUGGAGACCAAAUGUCAUGUAAGCAGCAGGAAACCAUGGAAACGGUGUGAAAUCAGAGAUAUCGGCGACCUCCCGGUGUAUGGAGAAUGUGAGAUAUCUGCCUUCGCUGGUACUCAAGUAGAACUGCAGAGGUACACCUGUGCAAUUCGCAAAGUACCUGCUACUGCGGUGAUAGAAGUGUGUCCUGACUGCCCCACAGCCGACAAACUAGAUGACCCCAUCGUCAUUGAGACAGCCAACCUCUGCCUGCAGAGGUUCAACGCAGACAGCCCCCAUGCCAACUUCUUCUCACUGGGGAAUAUUACAAAAGCCAGUUCACAGUGGGUUAUAGGUCCAUCCUACUUUGUAGAGUUCACCAUUCACGAGACUGCGUGUUCCAAAAAAAAUGGCACUGAUGACCUGAGUAGUUGCCCAUUAAUGGAAUAUCAGUUUGCUCGCAGAGGAAUUUGCUGGGGCUCGCACUAUGCCCGAGAGGAAGAGUUUGUAGUAAGCAUGACCUCUGACCUGAAAGAGCCCCCCCUGCAGAAGAAGCAGCCCGUUGAGGUCCGGUGUGAGCUCUAUGGACCUGAGGCCAUCAAUGUUGAGAAGCCUGCCCAUACUACAACAGAAAAUGGACAUGCACAUCAACACCCACGCCAACACCCGUCUCUUGGGACUGUGGUUGAUCGCCCGGCGCCCUCCAGAUCAUCCCCAACAGCCAGCUUCUGCCCCGGGCAUCGCAGACACAAUUUGGGCUUGGAUACACUUAAACUGUGAUAGUCUGGGCCUGGACCAGACUCUGUGGCGUGAUUUGGUCAGCUGCAAAAAUUUGUAAUAAUCUGCUCAAACUACCCCUUAUCAAAAAUGGGUUCAUUAGAAGUAUACUUAUAUUCAUUUUCAGUUUCCCACAAGUUUAUCGCUGCUUCAGUUAAAGAAUACUAUUUAUGUUUAAUUUUUUUUGCGUGUAAUUGUAUGACUGACUUACAAUACUGCCCACAAAUUAUUUGGCUCAUUUUAAUCACAUAUUAAGUACACUGUUGAAAUUUAAACAUACCAAAACUGUAUUUUGGUUGACUUUCUCUAUGGCCUCUCUGGCAGAAGAAAAAAAAAUAGAAAAAGAAAAAGAAAAACCCAAAUGGGAGUGGGUAGAGAUGUUGACAAGGCCCAAAAAAAAAAAAUUAAGCUUGUGCUGCAAUCUAGACAUGUCAGUUGUUUCAUGCUUAUCCAAAUAAUUAUGGUGCUAUGAGUGAAAUACCCAGAACAAAACAAUUGCAUGGUAUUAUUAUCAAGUUGUUGCAGUAGUUGUGUUAUGACUGGAUUUUUCGUGUGCAUGCAUCUACCCAUUGCUGCUAUGAGAAGCCAGUCAACUGAGGUUAGAACAUGUUUGCUUGAAGGCAAAUGUACUGAAAGGCAUCUUGAUGAGUUGGUGGAUAUGAAUAAAAAACACUGUAAACAAAUAUUAAAAGACCUGGCGUGGUGUUAAUUCAGU
This is a messenger RNA of Lampris incognitus (smalleye Pacific opah), 1970 nucleotides long. RefSeq names its product fetuin-B-like. The transcript is spliced from 7 exons. The record is from RefSeq and is a predicted model, not a curated record. Lineage: Eukaryota; Metazoa; Chordata; Actinopteri; Lampriformes; Lampridae. Gene Ontology annotation, biological process: negative regulation of endopeptidase activity. Gene Ontology annotation, cellular component: extracellular region. Gene Ontology annotation, molecular function: cysteine-type endopeptidase inhibitor activity. The coding region runs from base 260 to 1258 and encodes 332 amino acids.